AUGCCCAAAUUACCCGUCCGUAUACCAUGGGUGACAUAUUCAAAAUGGCGACACCAAUAUGGCGACGUCGUCUAUGCAUAUGCUCUCGGCCGUUCAAUUCUCAUUCUCAACUCUUUCGCUGCAGCUCGUGAUCUCUUAGAAAAGAAGAGCGCGACAUUCUCUGAUAGGCCGUAUUUGCCUGUUUUCAACAUGAUGGGGUGGGAGCUUAAUCUACCAUUUCUUCGUUAUGGCCCACGAUUCAGGAAACAUCACCAAUUCAUGCACCAAUAUUUUGGACCUACAGCAAUUGACAGUCUCAGCCCAAUCCAAGAGAGGGAGACAAGGAAAUUCCUACUCCGCUUGUUGACGGAACCAGAUAUUCUUGUCGCUGGAAUCAACUUAUGUAUCACAUAUGGUCGUGAGGUGCAAUCUGGCCAUGACGAAUUAAUUGAGCUUACAGAGAAUGCGAUGCACUUGUCAACAAGUCUAGGUAACGGCGCUGGAGCUGCUCCCCAAUGCGUUAUAUCUGACUUAUUGGAUGAGUAUGAGGGGAUGAGCGUCGUUGACUACGAACACGAAAAAUAUAUCAAGAGUAUCGGAGCGACUGUUUACAACGCUGGUACACACACAACAAAAGCGACACUUACAGAAUUCUUCUUGAUGAUGACGCUCCACCCGGAGGUUACAAAGAAGGCUCAGGAGGAAAUCGAUAGAAUUGUAGGAACGUAUCGCAUGCCGUCAUUUGAAGACAGAAAGGACUUGCCUUACAUCGAAUGCUUGCUGAAAGAGUUGUAUCGAAUACACCCUCCAGGGCCUUUGGGUAUGCCACAUAUUACGACUCAAACUGAAGAGUAUCGCAGCUGGGUCAUACCAGAUGGAACAAUAGUCAUCUCUAACAUCUGGCAGAUGAUGAGAGACGAAGCAGUGUUCCAGAAGCCAGGCGAAUUCGUGCCCGAGCGAUUCCUAAACAAGACAUUAUCUGGAGAAGAGGAUCCUAGUGUUAUAGUAUUCGGCUUUGGAAGAAGGGUAUGUCCGGGGAAGUACCUCGCCGAUACAACUUUGUGGCUGGCAAUAGUCAGCGUUCUGGCAAUGUUCGACAUUGAGCCGUAUACAAACCCUGCGACGGGAGAGGUCGAGCUCCCGAAAAAUGAAGUCCAGGAGGAACAGCUCAUCUUAGAACUUAAACCCUUCAAAUGCAAGAUUUCUCCACGGAGUGGACGCACAUCGGUGAUACUAUAG
Messenger RNA from Fomitiporia mediterranea MF3/22, 1218 nucleotides. Its product is annotated as cytochrome P450. The transcript is spliced from 13 exons. The coding region runs from base 1 to 1218 and encodes 405 amino acids. The record is from RefSeq and is a predicted model, not a curated record. NCBI's taxonomy places the organism in Eukaryota, Fungi, Basidiomycota, Agaricomycetes, Hymenochaetales, Hymenochaetaceae. Gene Ontology annotation, molecular function: heme binding; oxidoreductase activity, acting on paired donors, with incorporation or reduction of molecular oxygen; monooxygenase activity.